UAAUUAAUGUUUGAAUAAUCAUCAUAUAUUUACAUAAUGUAUUCCACCUCCAUAAAAUAUAAAAUUCGUUGUUAAGAAAUCUAAUAUUAGAUUAAUCUAGUAUAUUCUAGAAACAAACUUAGAUAAAUUUGCUACCGAAUCAUUAUGAUUCUUCCAACUUUUAUAACAUAUCUAAAUAAAAUGCCUGUAUCCUAAUAUAUUCCUAUUACCAUACAAUAAAUAUGCCGGCAUUUGUAAGAUUACAACGUGGAAGCUUUGUGCGUUGUUCGACAUAUUUGCUGCGGUGUGUCCCACUUAUUAGUUGAGCUACUCAUUUAUUUGCCCCUUGUAUUGCUCAUUCGUUGACAUUAAAUUGAAGUGCCAAGUAGCUUACUCUAAAUACAGUGUGGUUGUAAUAAUAUUUAAAAAGCAAUAAAGAUCAUGCCGGAACCAUAUCGCCAUGUUGUAGAACGUGAACCAGCUAGAUGUUUCGAGAUUCGCUAACUAUAAUUUUCUAUAGUAUUGUUUAGAUCUAGUUCCUUGUAAUACAAAACUUCUUUAACGAAUUUAAAUUACUGUUGGAAAGUACUUGUACGUUUUAUGUAAAUAAUCUACACACGCUUAUAUACGAUAUACGGAUAUGCAUAGUCUUAGACUUUUGUGAUUAUGUAGACUAAUAUUGGUGAAGCAGUGUUGGCCGAGAGGCUUCUGCGUGCAACUCCAUGGUUACGUAGAACCCAGAAAGAUGGCGUUACUUCUACGCUUUACUAUCUCCUGUCUUCUCUUAUCGUGCCACUGGUCAUGGACCAAUGCGGAACUGUUCACUGCCAUAUCAGACGUCGAACCUCUUCUGGAGACACAUAAAAGGAUCAUAGAUGACCUGGACGAAUAUAUCCUAAAGGAAGAAGAAAGACUGAAUGUUUUAAAAAGACAUCUGAACAUAUAUAAAAGAGAACAUGAAAUAGCAAUGGAGGAUAUUCCCAACUAUUUGGGAAAUCCCAUUAAUGCGUUCACUCUUAUCAAGCGAUUGACGUCUGAUUUGGAUCACAUCGAGCACAGCAUUGAGAUCGGGACAGAUUAUAUAAAGAACUUGACAGUGAACCACGCUGAUGUCAAAUACCCAACGUUGGAAGACCUUGCCGGCGCUGCCCAAGCUCUCACGAGGUUACAAGAAACGUACUAUCUCGAAGUCUCUGAAUUGGCUGAAGGAAGACUUAAUGGAGUCAACUACAGCGCCCCAAUGAGUGCAGGCGAUUGCUAUGAGCUUGGCAAAGCACUCUAUAAUGAAAAAGAUUACACGAACGCACUUGCAUGGAUGAAAGAGGCUAUGCGAAAGUAUAAAGAGGAAAACCAACCUUAUUUGUUUAAGGAAAUCGAUAUUAUGGAAUAUAUUGGAUUUGCUCACUAUUUAUUAGGUGAUGUCAAAUCUGCACUAGAAUGGACAAAAAAGAUGCUAUCUCUGGAUCCGAAACAUGUGCGCGCGCGCGGUAAUGUUCCUCAUUACAAUAAAAUUAUAUCAGAAGACGAAGAAAAACUACGGAGACGAAGGCGCGGGGUAGGUCCUGAUGAUACUGGGAAUGAAUUAGAGGAAGAAACCACACAGAAGCCGGCAACACUCACUCCAUACGCGAAAGAGAGAAAAGUCUAUGAAAAACUCUGCCGUGGCGAAGUGGACCUUCCACAAGAAAUAACUAAAACGCUAACCUGCAGAUAUUUAACAGAAGCCCAUCCAUUCCUGCGAUUGGCAGCCGUGAAGAUGGAAUAUAUGUACCGGAACCCCGAUAUUGUUGUAUUCUAUGACGUACUAAGCGAUCAGGAAAUAGAUCAUAUCAAGAGGAUGGCUAAGCCAAGGUUCAAACGUGCUACGGUCCACGACCCAAAAACUGGCGAACUAGUUCCAGCCCACUACCGCAUCAGCAAGUCGGGGUGGCUGAAGGAUGAAGAAUCUUCCAUAGUGGCUCGCGUGUCCCGCCGUGUGGCUCACUUCACGGGACUCAGUAUGACGUCGGCUGAAGAACUUCAGGUCGUUAACUAUGGGAUUGGGGGUCAUUAUGAACCCCACUUUGAUUUUGCGAGGAAACAAGAAACUGCGUUUGGAAAGGCUAAUGGGAACAGAAUUGCAACAGUUUUAUUCUAUAUGUCGAACGUGGCUCAAGGUGGCGCCACAGUCUUCACGGAACUGGGUCUUAGCGUCUUCCCUGUCCGUGGCGCUGCUGUUUACUGGCUUAAUUUGCAUCCGUCUGGUGAAGGCGAUCUGGCGACACGUCACGCCGCUUGUCCUGUCCUCACUGGAUCUAAAUGGGUAUGCAACAAAUGGAUUCACCAAGGUGGCCAGGAAUUAAUACAUCCAUGUAAUCUGGAGUACCAACCCGAAAGUAUGCGACGUAAAAUCCCGCGGCCGAUUCCAAAAUCAUCCAGAUAGGUAUAGCUGUAUUCAGAUUUUGCUGUGCGCCAUUCGAUAUUUUAUAAUAUGUUGUUUCCUUAAUAUAAAAACUUAAGAUUUGUAUUAGAACUAUUUGUGUUAAGGCUCGGUACACCCUGACUCCAGCUUUCCCAAACGCCAUUUUUAUUUGUUGUAAAAUAACACGACUGCAAAAAAAAAGUUGUUUACUUUUAUAAGUUUUCGGUUUAUUAUAUAAGCGAAAAGAAAAUUGCAUUUUGUGUGUAUAGUUCGCUUUUAUUUUAGUUAUAAAACACAGAUUUUGAAAAAUAUAAUUUAAUCAGACCCAAAAAUUAAAAAUUCAAACAAAACUUUUUCAUGUCUUUUUUCGUCUAACCAUAAUAAGUGUCUCAAGUCAAAGUCAGAAUUAACAAGAACAAAAUUAUUGUGUUGACGUGUAAUGAAUGAUUGACAAAAGUCUAUCGACAUAAGUCCCACAGCGUAGUUUAUACACUUAUGCAGGAUAUUAUAAUUCCUGUACAGUAUUUGACAUGAAAUAUAAAUUUUUGUACUAACAUUCUUAUAUGUGAAAAAAUUAAUUUAAAACUAGUAAACGAAAACCUGGAGUUAGGUAGACAUAGAAACUUUUUUUAUAAAAAAUUAUUACCGUGGGGUAUAAGUUGGCGUGCGUCAAAUAAACUAAUUAAAAUAUCAACUUACCAAAUAUUCUCUCUCAAAUUUAGGGGCUCUUGUCUGUGGAUUAAUCGCCAAUCAGUGCAGUUCUGCGUCAGUGUCUUGACCUCCUGGUAUGUCUCGACCUCAGCUUUUUCCAUGAUCUGGUCUAUGUAAGCUAUUCUCGGUCUUCCUCGUCCUCUCCUGCCUUCUAUUUUCACCUCCAAGAUCUUAAAGAAGUUGUCGUGUCGCUACAGGUGUCCAAUCAUCUUCCCUCUCCGGUUUUCUAUGGUACUCAGCUGAUUUCGUUUUUCGCCGACCAUACCCAGCACCUCUUCAUUGGUAUUCUUUUCUGUCCAGCUUAUCUUCAUCAUUCUUCAAAUGCUUCAAGUUUUUGUCUUUCUUUUUUAGUAAGAGUCCAUGUUUCGCUACCGAGAGCAAUGCUUCUAAAUCUACAAAGACUAUGUAAGUGUCCUGUCGUAUAUCCAUUCUCCACAUGAAACAUGAUGCUUAUUAGUACUUAUUAGACUUUCCAAAAUACUUUUAAUAAUAGCAUUCGAGUAAUACCUAAGGGGACGCGACAACACACCAAUUGCCAACAUAUACUUAACAGUCUUGGUUUAGCUAUUAGCGAAUCUAAUACAUAUAUUAAAGUUAUAACAUAAAUUAAGAUAAACUAAAUUGCAUUUAAUAAAUUAAUGUAUCGUAAUUAUUAUCUUAGAUGGCAACUAGUAUGAAAUUAACUUUAUUACUUUAAAUUUAAUGAAUACAAAUAUAAGUAGAUAUGAAUUAUCAAACCGGUAAAAAGUAAAUCGGUCUCAUUGAACUGGUUUAAUUAAAGUACUGAUAUUUCUAGUAAAUUUUGUUGUCUCUGACUUAAAGUCGUAUGUGGGGCGUAAGGUAUCCAUCGUAGAACAGCACCUGAUUGGUCUAGAGCAGUUCUUUUUACAUCAUUAAAGGCCAUUCCAGCUUCUUUUGUCUCUCCUUAGUUGCCAGGUCUGUUUUGGGUUGCCCGGUUUCGUCAUAUCUGGAUUCCAGUCGAGAAAUUGCUGGACAAUGUGACUUUUAGUAGUGGGAGUGUGUGGACGACCAGAUUCCAUGUUAUUGUUAGUGCUUUAAUUAAAAUUUUACUGGGAGAAAUAGUUGUAUGGGGAGUGUCAAUUCAAAGCGACAAUACUAUAUUUAAUUAUAUAAUGUGUGAGUUCAAAUUAGCAGUUAUGUAACAAAACGUUAUUAUCUACUAAUAAUCUUUUCGUCAAAAGCUAAUUCUAUGUUUUAUCUGUGUGAUUGUAAUUUAUGAUUUAUCAACUAACUGCGUGGACUAACUUUCAUAUUGAGCAAUCACAAAUGAAAUCCACCAUUAUCGUGUGCACUAUAGUCUUAAAAUAUAUUAUUUUGUAUAUCAAAUUACAAUCUCGUAUUGAAGAAGAAAAAAUAAAUAAUAAAGUUUAUUUUCAGAGCCAUAGAUGAAAAUUAUGUAAAGAUUAUAUAGAUUGAUAUGCGCUAUCUUAAUCUAUGCUAUUUUAGGUUUGAAACACACAUAUAAAAAUUGUAUAUCUCAAAUUUCUUGCCUCAAUUAGAAUAUAAAAUGAGGCUUAACGUAUAUUUUAAGAACAUUUAUAAAGCCAUAUUAAAGCAUUUAUUUGUUUAAGAUGUGUGAUAAUAAAACGAAUUAAUAUAUUGAAUAUUGCUUUUUUUAUUGCAAUAAAAUAUUUUUUUAUUUGUAUUCCAGUGGUU
Molecule: messenger RNA, 4768 nt
Organism: Pieris brassicae (large cabbage white)
Lineage: Eukaryota; Metazoa; Arthropoda; Insecta; Lepidoptera; Pieridae
Gene: PH4alphaEFB
Product: prolyl 4-hydroxylase subunit alpha-1
Exons: 12
Coding region: 725-2401 (558 amino acids)
Biological process (GO): peptidyl-proline hydroxylation to 4-hydroxy-L-proline
Cellular component (GO): endoplasmic reticulum
Molecular function (GO): procollagen-proline 4-dioxygenase activity; protein binding; iron ion binding
Source: RefSeq, a predicted model, not a curated record